GACGUGGAACAGCAUUUCUGGCUAUUUUUCCUUGAGGAAAACAGGACUCCUCACUCCAGGAACAAGCUUUGGGGAAGCUGGGCGCCGAUGUAAAGGAUCAUGGACAUUACAUUCUGGCAUCAGCUGUCAAAACGGGCAGUUUCAUUCACCCGUAUCUUGUUUUGCGCAGCAAUUGGCGGUGACAGCAUGUCGACGCCGAAGGUGUCGCCAGUCUGCUGAGGGCGUUUCUCAAGCACGAGAUUGCAUUCAAGCCAUGCUUGGACCUCUGAAAGGAGCAUCACAACCAGUGCGGACGUGUAUAAACCAUAUUUGGCACAGCGCGGUGUUAGUAGCCGGUACCAGAAAACUCAGAACAGCAGUCACAUCUGAACAUUUUUAGGAUGUGAAGCAAUCAUCCAAACCGAUGGGAAAGAUGGAUGUGGACAACUUUGGGAGUUGGCUCUCGUUUUUUGGAAAUGGGACAGGUAACCUAACCGCUGCUGCCAGUAUUCAGCUGAAAAAUCAGACCAGCACGGUUCUGGUGGAUCCGUGGGAAGAGAACCACUCAACUGAAGUGACGCGUUUGGAAAACGUUUAUUUCAUCCAGGAGCAAACCUACAGAGACUUUACCACCGCCGCCCAGAUCCUCAUCCUCAUCGGGUCACUACUGGCCAACGCAGCGGUACUCUGGUGCACCUGCUACACCAAUGUCUUCAAGUCGGCCACGGGCCGCUUCAUCCAGAACCUGGCGUGCGCGGGCAUCUGUGCCACGUUGGUGUGCGUGCCCUACGACGUGGCGCUGGGUGGCGGCGGCGGUGCCAGUCCUCGGUGUUGCGCGUGGCUCCGCGCCGUCUUCUUCUGCAAGGCCAUCAAGUUCCUGCACAAGGUCUUCUGCUCUGCCACCGUGCUCAGUUUUGCUGCCAUCGCACUGGACAGAUACUACUCUGUCCUGUACCCACUGGAGCGCAAGAUAUCGGACACCAAGUCUCGAGACCUGGUCAUCUACAUCUGGGUGCAUGCCACAGUGGCCAGCGUCCCCGUGCUGGUGGUCACCAAUGUCACCGACAUUUACGCCACCUCCUCCUGCUCCGCUGGCCCCCCCGGCUCCCCUGGCCCCCCCGGCCCCGGUCCUGGCCCAGGACCGGCACCAGGGGUGGCCGGGCCAGGCCCUGGCAUGGCUGAUGGAGCCGGAGGCCCAGGCCCUUCGCUGGGGCAUCUGGUUUACGUGGUGGUCUACAACGUCACCACGGUGAUCCUGCCGCUGGCGGCUGUCUUCCUGGCCAUGGUGCUGAUCCGCAGAGCGCUGAGCGCCAGCCAGAAGAAGAAGGUGAUCAUCGCGGCGCUGCGCACACCGCAGAACUGCAUCUCCAUCCCGUACGUGUCGCAGCGCGAGGCCGAGCUGCACGCCACGCUGCUGGCCGCUGUGCUGCUCUUCACGCUCUGCAGCGCCCCCUACGCUGUGCUAGUGGUAUACCAGCUGAUCGCACCCGCAGGGAGCCUUGGCGGCUCUCCAGGGCUAACACCGGUGACGUCGGCUGCGCCGCCACUGGUGCUGUGGCUGACGGCCGCCUGGGUGCCCAAGCUGUCCCUGCUCACCAACCCGCUGCUGUUUCUCACCGUCAACCGCUCUGCACGGCACUGCCUGGUCGACCUGCUGGCCCGGGCGCACAGGCGCUGCAGCCGGAGGAAUGCGGUGGGCUCGGCGGGCCUGGGGGACGGGGAUGGCGCCGAUGGCGGUGGGGUGGGGGGAGCGGGAGGCGGGGGAGGAGGCGGGAUGGGAGGCGAGGCGGCUGCGCGCUCUGGCAGCCAGCUGCUGGAGAUGUUCAACAUUGGACAACAGCAGAUCUUCAGCCAGAGAGAGGAGGAUGAGGAGGAGGAGGAGGAGGAGGAGGUGGAGGAGGAGGGGGAUGUGAGGCAGGAGAUUCCCUCCGUGUGCUCGGUGGGUUCCCAUCAUCACCACAGGGUGCAGGAGUUGACGGUGGUAGCCGGAUCGGCGAGAACUGUGGGGUCUGUGAGCCGGUCUGAGUCGAGCCAGCAUUCACACCACCAACACCACCAGCCGCAUCAGCACACCGCCCAGGGAGGGACACGGGAAUCGGGCCUGCCUCUGCCCAAAUCCUCCUCCCCGAGUCUGGCCUGCACCCACUCCUCCCAGGUGGCCCCUGCCACGCCCACAGACCCGGAGGAGGCGUCGUCCCAGUUCGGGUUCGGCCCCUUCGAGCUGCCGCCCCAGUGGCUGCCGGAGACGCGGCACAGCAAGCGCAGGCUGCUGCCGCCGCUAGGCAACACCCCGGAGGAGCUGAUCCAGACCAAGCAGCCGCGGCCGCGAACCGAGCGACGCAUCAGCCGCAACAACAAGGUCAGCACUUUCCCCCCCACCGUUGACCCCUGACCCCCCAGGGUUCAAGGUCGCGACAAAAGACACACAACGGAGAGAGGCUUUUGCUAAUUACCCAAUUACGUUCUUGUUCUGAAGAGUUCUGAUGAAUGCUUAUGCCACGUUUGGUGGUACAUGAAGAAUUAAUGAGACAAGACUUUUGACCAGUCGUUGCACUAGACUGGGUCGAGGGUCACGAAAAAGACAAGGAACAGAGUGAGGCAUUUGCUAAUUACCCAAUUAGACAUAUCUGAACAGUUCAGUCGUGGCACACAAGACUUGGAAGUAAAAACUUGUGCGUUGUCCUUCGUGGUCCUAAACGUUUAUUCGAACCGAUGCACAAAGAAUUGCUUGAUAUACAUCCACAACAGCUAAAUCGUAGGCUGCUGCUGGCUCUGUUGGGAAACACACUGGCAGAACUAAUCCAGGGGUCCGUUUCUCGAUUCUUGUCAUUGCUAACCGUCUUAAGACCGUCUUAAGACGUAACACCAUUCCCUUGGAUUUAGUGGUGAGCGUCGCUGUCGAGAGAGAGAUGAGUCGCUCUUACGAAGGACGUCGUUAGCAAAGACGCUUUCCAGAAACGGACCCCUGACCAAGCAACAGCAACAACAAGGUCACUACACCCCCAAUCCACCCCACCCUCAACACACACACACACACACACACCGAAACAAAAACUGUGUUGACCCUUGACAGGGUCAAGGUCCUGAAAAUAACAAGGGUGAUUGUACUAAUCACUAGAGCACCUCUGUUGACACUUGAGGGUCAAGAGGCCAGAGAGACAGAUACAGAGACAGACAGUUUUCAGGCCAACCAGAAUAGUGCCGGUGCCCACACCAGUUACGUUUGGAACUUAAGUGCUUACCUACGCUACGAACCACCCACGUUCCUACCGGUCUCUGACCUUUUCCGUAUGUGAUCAUUUGUUACCUGGAUGAAGUUGCUGAUCCCCAGUUUGCAGAGAAAAGGUAUUUUUUGUUUUUUUCAUUGCGAACCAACUUUCUGGUUCCCAAAAGCUCAGACUUGCGGUAUGAACACACCAGCAACUUCAAGAUGUGAUGAAGGCACGGGCACCGACAGGGUUCUAGAGAGUGGUAAACAAACCAAUGAGACACCUGCCAUGUACAGUAUAUACACUGUACUUUCCCCUCUGCUUGCACUUAAGGUGAUUUCACUAAUUAUUACUGAAGAAAAGUUCUGAUUAUUAACAACCAGCUUCUCCAGUUCAGUGGCUGAAACAAACAUUUGCUGUGGAACCCAGGAUGUCUUUCUCUGGUCACAGAAAGGAAAAACACAAGACCACAUCACUGCCUGAGACUUUGUACAAGACACAAGCCAAGUGGAGUGAGUCUCAUGUUUUGUGUGCCAACAUCAUCAAAGUUUGAAAUGUACAUCGGUGAGGAUGUUUUACAGAAACAUGUUUCAUCUCAUGUUCAUAUCACAUGCUGUUUUUGCCGCCCCUUGAGACGUGCAUGAGAGUGGUUGCAGGUGGCUCUUUGAAUCAAAUUCUUACUGAAUAGUUUUUUUUAGGACACAAUCACACAAUAGCACUUUUUAUCAUCUCAAAACAAGCAAUGAUUGCCACUCGUCAGUUCUCGUUGUUUGCUACUCGUCGUUGUUUAUCGUUCAAAGGUCAAUAGCAUCAUAACCAUUCUGUAAUCUUCAGUUUUUUCAGAGUCAUGUCUGGAUUGUACAGUGCAAUAUUCUCAGUAAUGUUUCCUGGAGGAAAAUGUCCAUAAAAUGUUAUCUCUACUGUUAUUGACAUUGUACAGUUUAGCACCUCGAGCCUUAAGCAGACCUGGCUAUGCAAGCAAAUGGCUGUUAGCAUAUGCCAUAUUUGUAUUUUUUUUUCAAUGGCUCAGUUUUAUUUCCUUCCUAAGCAUUGUGAUCAUGACCAAGAAUAUGAUAAUAAAUAUUUCUAUUGUCAUCAUUUCUUUAAGUUCUUUAUCUCGCAUACAAAAACACAUAUACAUGUGCACGGCGCAUGCACAUGCACACACACACACACACACACACGCGCGCGCGCACACACAAUUCACAGAGGGUUUUUAAAUAUGUUCCACCACACCAACAUGCCAUUCCCAUCAUAGUAGCAAACAUACAUAUUGCAAGCUCUCUAUCCUGACAGUUAAGAGUACUAAUGAUGACAACAUCCCAGUCCCCCAUGAUGCAUAUGCAUUUUCUAUUGAGGCAUCAGGGUGCUUACAG
Molecule: messenger RNA, 4564 nt
Organism: Engraulis encrasicolus (European anchovy)
Lineage: Eukaryota; Metazoa; Chordata; Actinopteri; Clupeiformes; Engraulidae
Gene: gpr176
Product: G protein-coupled receptor 176
Exons: 4
Coding region: 404-2371 (655 amino acids)
Biological process (GO): G protein-coupled receptor signaling pathway
Cellular component (GO): plasma membrane
Molecular function (GO): G protein-coupled receptor activity
Source: RefSeq, a predicted model, not a curated record